UUCAAGUAUUAACAGUGAUGUUAAUGAUCCAAUGUCCAGUUUACAGACUUAACUUAAACUUAAACUAACACGGUGAACAUUAUAGCUGCUAAACAUCUGCAUGUUAGCAUUUAGCUCAAAGCGCCGCCGUGCUUGACUCUCGUGCAGAAAUCCGACUGAGUCUGUCUUCGUGUCAUUUCCACAAAACAAGCCGAUUUGUACAGAAACGCGUCACAGUCAUAAUCUUACUUUCUCAGAUGACUGUGAAAUAUUAGGCGGGUAGUUAUGAGAUACACAGAUCUCGUUAUCAUGACGUGCUGAGUCAUAAUUAUGAGGUUUAACAUGUCCUUAAUUAGAGAUUUUUUUUUUAAGAAAACCAAAUGUUGUAAUUAAGAGGAAGAAGAAACUCUGUUACCAGCAAAAGUCCUGCAUUCAGAAUCUGACUGAAGUACAAAAGUCUGAGCAUCAGGUGAAACGUGUUCAUCACUUUAACGCUGCGGCCGCUGCAGGUGGAGCUCAUUUUACAGUUUUUUACAAUCGCUGUGACAGUUUUCCUAAACUCUUAACGCACCGACACGCCUAAAACACACAACUGGCAAAAUGGUUAAUUUCAUGCUCAAAAUCACACGUUGUAAACUAAAACCCCCAAAACUGAUUUUCAAAAUACAAUAAUAAACUAACACACAAUACACCGCAUCUAACAAAACACUGCAAACAUGUUUUAAAAUCAAAUAAUUAUUCGAAACACGAACACAUGUUCUCUUCCAACAGGAACAUUUAGUCAAUCAUAACACAGUGACAAAGAAAACACUAUCAUCAGCUAAAAACUGCAUUAUUCUGUGAGUCAGGUCUGCCCUGAUACAACAGACAGUUGUUAUUGAUCACAGAUUGAGUUCUGCAUCGUAGUUUCUUUUGAAGCCUCUACAUCGUUGUUUCGUCGGGUUUAGUAAAUGCAUGCAUAUUGUUCCUUUUCCACACGAGAUCAGCCCAAAGAGUUCUUUCAGAACAUGUGAUCAUGCGACUGAAACACCUGAGUGUGGUUCCUGAUGGGAAUCAGCUGCGAUUUAUAUAUUUGCAUAACUGCAAUCAGCUGUUUCUCAUUAGCAGUGGGAUAAAACACAGGCAAUAUAUUUGUGUUUGCAGCUGUUCGCUUUGACUUUAGCCUGUAUGAGUUACGUUCAGAACACGAUGUUCUCUGUUCUGACACGCAGCGUGAAAGCGUUUGUAAAUCUGACUGUAAAGUGUAAAGUUGUUUUGGUCUUUGAGCUUGUGUGUAAAAGAAGUUCAAGCGUUUUAAAUCGGUGUUAACUGCGUGCAUUUUGUAUCAAAGCAACAAGACGUGUGUUAAGUGUUUAGCCCACAAAGACGGAUGCUGUGCUAACCGUGUGUGGCCAGCAGCCCCUCCCUCUCGCUAGGCCAGGUGCAACACCUGAGCAGAGCUGGAGAGGGAAACCAUCUGUGGGCGAUAACUAAAGCUAAAGAUAUCACAGGUGACAGGGACAGGUGGGGGGGGGUAGCGUGACAGAAAUACACCUCACCCACCUGGGGGGCUCUCCCUCACAGAGGCCCCCCGGUGAAGCCACUGGCUGAUUGUUUUAAAGCAGGACUUCGUUAACAGACACGAAGCCGGAGCUGGUUUCUCUGUGCAGGUGGACUCUGCCCCCCCCCCAGCCGGGAGGAAGUCUGUAACAGCUGAUGGAUGAUUUGGAAAAUGAUCAGCAGUGACGUGAAGAGAGCAGACAUGGCGUGGCUCCAUCAGAGUCGAGGUUCUCCCAGACUCGUCCUGGUGGUGGUGUGUGUCGCUCUGCUGCUCGACAACAUGCUGCUCACUGUGGUCGUGCCGAUCAUCCCCACAUUCCUCUAUGCCAUGGAGCAUCCUAGUCCAGAGCCCCAGACCGCUCAGCCCUCCCUGCUCCCUUUGCCCAGCCUCAGUGCACCACGUUUGGGCACAGUGCCCUCACAGUCCCCCUCCCCGAGGUCAAACCUCCAGACCUCCAGCCGGACCUCCCAGCCUUCACAGCUCCCUCAGCCCAGCCACAGUGCACCGUUCCUGGGUGCACAGUCAGAGCAGAGUCCCCGGUCGUCUCCUCCCACCUUCCCUCCUCUGGUGUCUCUGUUCGACAACACGACCUUCAGCCUGCAGGAGAUCCGGACUGAACCGACUCCCGACGCCGAGCCGACAGACCAGACCAGCUGGGCCACAGACCUGCAGAUCAACGAGACCACUAACGCUACAGAGUCCUCCUGUCUUCAGGACAGUGCGUUCCUGGAGGAGGAAAAUGUUCGCGUUGGUUUGCUGUUUGCCUCUAAAGCUCUCAUCCAGCUGCUCAUCAACCCGUUCGUCGGUCCGCUCACGAACAGGGUCGGAUAUCACAUCCCCAUGUUUGCUGGUUUCAUCAUCAUGUUUGUGUCAACCAUCAUGUUUGCGUUCUCAGGCACAUACGCUCUGCUGUUCUUCGCUCGCUCUCUGCAGGGAAUCGGCUCGUCCUUCUCCUCUGUGGCAGGUCGACGCUCCGUUCCAUCCACAGUGCGUGUUUACCACCAACGAAGAAGAACGAUGACCUCGUGUCCUCACCUGUGUGUGUGUGUGUGUGUGUGUGUGUGUGUGUGUGUGUGUGCAGGUCUGGGUAUGUUGGCCAGUGUGUACACAGAUGAUGAGGAGAGAGGCAUCGCCAUGGGCAUCGCACUGGGAGGACUGGCCAUGGGAGUCCUGAUCGGAGCGCCGUUCGGCAGCGUGAUGUAUGAGUUUGUGGGGAAGAGGGCCCCCUUCCUGAUCCUGGCCUUCCUGGCUGUGUUUGACGGAGUAUUACAGCUGUGCAUCCUGCAGCCUUCAAAGAUCUCCCCUGGGAGUGUGGAGGGGACUCCGUUACUGACGCUGCUCAAAGAUCCGUACAUCCUCAUCAGCGCAGGGUCUCUGUGUUUCGCCAACAUGGGCGUAGCCAUCCUGGAGCCGACUCUGCCCAUCUGGAUGAUGCAGACCAUGUGCUCCCCUAAAUGGCAACUUGGUAUGGCCUUCCUCCCGGCCAGCAUCUCCUACCUGAUAGGAACAAACCUGUUCGGUGUUCUGGCCAACAAGAUGGGACGGUGGCUCUGCUCCAUGUUAGGGAUGUUUAUCGUUGGCGUCAGUCUGCUGUGUGUUCCUUUUGCCACCAGUAUCUACGGUCUGAUUGGCCCAAACGGAGGUCUGGGCUUCGCUAUAGGUAUGGUGGACUCCUCCAUGAUGGCCAUCAUGGGUUACCUGGUCGACAUCCGUCACGCCUCCGUCUACGGCAGCGUCUACGCUAUCGCUGACGUAGCGCUGUGUAUGGGGUUCGCUAUCGGACCGUCCACAGGGGGCGCUCUGGUCCAGGCGGUGGGUUUCCCCUGUCUCAUGGUGUUUAUCGGCGUGAUCAACAUCCUGUACGCGCCCCUCUGCUUCCUGUUACGUAACCCUGCUGUCAGAGAGGAGAAAAUGGCGAUCAUCGACCAGGAGUGUGCGAUGCACAGGAAAAGCUACAACACACAGAAGGAGAGUCGUGAGUUUCCUCUGAGCGACUACAGCGAAGAAGAAGAGACGGAGGAGUGACACACACACACACACACACACACACACACAUACACACAAUCACACACACACGCACGCACACACACACACACACACACACACACAAUCACACACACACUCACACCUGAAGAAGUCCAUGUUGUGAUGUUGUCUCCAGACACGUUUUACCUUCGUCGUCAGACUUCCUGUCGUCACAGUCAGAACAGAACAGACAUCGAACGCUUCUUAAAGGGACGGUGUCGACAGGACGUCGGCCCUUAAUCUCCUCAUAUAUAAACAAAUAUAAAUGAUUGAUCAUUUAUUACUGUAAAAUGCCACAAAGUCGGGGUUCUGUACGAAAUGUCGUUAUUAAUUCAGGGAGGCUUUAAGGCAUUUUUGUGUGUGCAGCUUUACGAAGUUACUGAUGUGAAUAGAUUUACGCAAAUUCAAUUAAAAGACACCUGGAUGCCUCCAACAGAUCGUCCGCUAAGCCCCGCCCCCCUUAGUUGCUGCUGCUUCGCGCGUCGUUUCGUGUUUUAACAAUGCGUCCCUGAUUUCAGACAGACGUGAACAAAUUAACUGGCGCCGACUUUUUGUUUGUUUUUAGUCUUGAAUGAUGUCAGGCCGAAUAUCUUCUAUCAGCUUUUUUCUAACAACAAUUAGCAGUUUAAUUGAUUGAUUAUAUAAACUCCAGGAUGUUCAAUUUACUGAUAGCAGCCAGUGAGUUGGUUGAAAACUGUGGCUGAUGGAAAUAAGAAACCUGCAAACGGGUCAGAAACAUGCAUUUCACGGCUAAAUACAUGUUAUCAUGCUAACUCGGCACUGUGUAAUGAUUGUGCUUGUGUUGCAGGACAGAGUCGCUAACGUUAGCCGUAGCUCGAAUAGCAUCCAACACACGGGGCUUUUUUUAACCUGUGACCCCACAAAACAAUGGCGUUCGCUAAUGAUAUGGUGCGCUAGGUAAUAAGCUAAUUAGCCGGACAUGCUAACGUUAGCAGACAAAGACAAACACACUGUUUAAACCACUCCCUGCUGUUUCGGAAACUCGUAUUAAACAGAAUAUCUGCGUGACACACCUGCUAGUUACUGCUGCCGCAGUUUAGCGAACGGUCAGUUGGACUCCGUUUGGUGUUUAUAGGGAUUACAUUUAUUUUUGUAAAGCAAAUCAAUGUAAUUUCAUUUAGUGGCAAGUCCAAGAGCCUCUUAAUUUAACGUUCUCAUUUGAAAUUAACUAAAACGCUAAAAAUACAGCUUUGGGAUGAAGGUUCUCUUCUUCCUGAAUUUGUCAUUAUAUUAGAAAGUGUUGUUAAAGGUGAAAAAUACAAAAAUAAUUUCUUCUCCUCCACUAUUUAUAAAUCCCUUAAUUAUCUGAAGGGGGUCUGGCAUUAAGGAGAUUUCCAUGUAAACAUGUGUCACUUCACGUUUUCUGCUGAGAUGUGAAACUGUACCUGAGUCUGUAUCUGACCUCUGACCUGUGUCACCAUUAAAACCUGCUGUAAGUUGGACAACA
Messenger RNA from Siniperca chuatsi (mandarin fish), 5012 nucleotides. RefSeq names its product chromaffin granule amine transporter. Gene Ontology annotation, molecular function: serotonin:sodium:chloride symporter activity; xenobiotic transmembrane transporter activity. Lineage: Eukaryota; Metazoa; Chordata; Actinopteri; Centrarchiformes; Sinipercidae. Gene Ontology annotation, cellular component: terminal bouton; synaptic vesicle membrane. The transcript is spliced from 16 exons. Bases 1679 to 3544 code for a protein of 621 amino acids. The record is from RefSeq and is a predicted model, not a curated record. Gene Ontology annotation, biological process: aminergic neurotransmitter loading into synaptic vesicle; xenobiotic transport; transmembrane transport.